AUGGAUGCAGAUGAAUUUCGAGUGGCCGCCAAGCAGUUGACCGAUUACAUCGCCGACUACAUCGAAGGACUGCGAGAUCGGCCGGUGCUGCCUGACGUCCAGCCCGGGUACAUUAACGCACUGGUGCCGGCCAGCGCCCCAGAGACGGGCGAACCUUGGGAGAAGCUUUUUAAUGACAUAGAAGGUGUCGUUAUGCGAGGGAUGACCCACUGGCAUUCUCCCCGCUUUCACGCCUACUUCCCCACGGCCAACUCCUAUCCGGCCAUCUGCGGUGACAUGCUCUCUGCGGCCAUUGCCUGCAUUGGCUUCACCUGGAACGCCGCCCCCUCCUGCACUGAGCUGGAGAUGAAGAUGAUGGACUGGCUGGCGCAGAUGCUCGCCCUCCCGGAGCACUUCUGCUUUUCCAGCGGCCAGGGAGGCGGGGUCAUUCAGGGGACAGCCAGCGAGUCGACGCUGAUUGCGCUGCUCUGCGCUCGGGUGCAACUGCUCAAGGAGCGAGGGCUGCAGCAUAAGGUCACCGACGCCGACGAUGAGGGCAAUGAGGCAAAGUACGAGGUGAUGAGUCGUCUGGUCGCUUACACCUCUUCACAGGCGCAUUCCAGCGUGCAGAAGGCGGCCAUGCUGAGCGCCACUCGCAUUCGACUGCUGCCUGUGGACGAGGCAAAUGGCCUGUCGUUGGAUGCAGACGUCCUGGCGAAGACUAUUGAGCAGGACCGCCGCAAAGGCCUCAUUCCUUUUAUCGUCAUCGCCACGCUGGGCACUACAAACACAUGUGCUUUUGACAACCUGCAGACGAUUGGACCAGUGUGUAAGGAUAAAGCAGUUUUUAGCAAACAGGAGAACAUUUGGCUGCAUGUGGACGCUGCCUACGCAGGUUCGGCAUUCAUCUGUCCCGAGUACCGACAGUACAUGGAGGGCAUUGAGUACGCAGACAGCUUCACCAUGAAUCCGCACAAGUGGUUGCUGGUGAAUUUUGACGUGAAUGCUUUCUGGGUUAAAAAUAAGGAGCUAAUUGAGAAGGCAUUUAAUGUGCACCCGGAAUACUUGAAGCAUGAAAAUGAAGGCAAGAUUCCUGAUUAUCGGCACUGGCAAAUUCCACUUGGGCGACGAUUUCGUUCACUGAAAAUGUGGUUUGUUUUUCGAAGUUACGGCGUCAGUGGACUGCAAAAUCACAUACGCAAACAAAUUGAGUUGGCGCAUCUUUUUGGUGACCUACUUCAGAAGGACGAUCGAUUUGAGAUGGUGGACCAGAUUCGCAUGGGUUUAGUGUGCUUCCGCCUAAAAGGAAACAAUGCAAUGAAUGAAGAACUUAUCAAUUCUAUCAACAAAAGUGGAGACAUUUUCCUCACGCCGACUAAAGUUAAAGAGCGUUUCAUCAUACGAUUUGCCGUUUGUGCGCGUACCACAAAUGAGAAGGAUAUUCACUAUUCAUGGAACGUCAUCAAAAAGUUUGCCGAUUCAGUGUUGGCUAAAUGGAACUCAUAA
Rhagoletis zephyria (snowberry fruit fly) is the source of this 1485-nucleotide messenger RNA. NCBI's taxonomy places the organism in Eukaryota, Metazoa, Arthropoda, Insecta, Diptera, Tephritidae. The record is from RefSeq and is a predicted model, not a curated record.